Gavia stellata (red-throated loon) is the source of this 1651-nucleotide messenger RNA. It is a transcript of the gene C1H21orf91, whose product is annotated as chromosome 1 C21orf91 homolog. Bases 38 to 919 code for a protein of 293 amino acids. The record is from RefSeq and is a predicted model, not a curated record. NCBI's taxonomy places the organism in Eukaryota, Metazoa, Chordata, Aves, Gaviiformes, Gaviidae. The transcript is spliced from 5 exons.
CGGCCGAACAAUAGUGGAGCGCGGCGCUGCGGGCACUAUGAACGAGGAGCAGUUUGUGAGCAUCGACCUGGACGAUGACAACGUCUGCAGCGUCUGCAAGCUGGGGACCGAGAAGGAAACGCUCUCGUUUUGCCACGUUUGUUUUGAGCUGAACAUCGAAGGAGUACCAAAGUCAGAUCUUCUACAUACAAGAUCUUUAAGGGGGCACAGAGACUGCUUUGAAAAAUUCCACUUAAUAGCAAAUCAGGACUGUCCGCGAUCAAAGCUCUCUAAAAGUCCAUAUGCAGAAGUAAAAAAUAUCUUGAGCAAAAAAAUUAACUGGAUCAUACAGUAUGCACAAAACAAGGAUUUAGACUCUGAUCCUGAAAGCUCAAAAACAUCCCAACACCAGCUUUUUAACUUCAGACAUCAGACUGAUAGAAAAUUACUCCCACAGUUUGACUCCCCAGUACCUAGAUACUCUGCAAAAUGGAUAGAUGGGAAUUCUGGAGGCAUCUCGAGCUGCUCACAAACUCUUUUGGAACAAAGAGAAUCCACUGAUUUCAGACUUGGUGUGUUACAAGAAAGAGGUGCUACCUUCUGUUGCAGCAGUGUUUUGUGGUCUAAUCACAGCCAAGCCCAGAAAGCUGAAAAAGCUGAAGGUGGUUCACUCACCAGUGUUCACAGAAGGCAUCCUCAGUACAGCAGGGAAGAACUGACUAUGAUGACUCCUGGAGAGUUAAAGCAACUUAAUGAAAAACUGCUCAAGCAAAUCCAGGAUGUGUUUGAAGAGCUGACACAGCAAGUGCAAGAAAAGGACUCUUUGGCCUCAGAGCUCAACGUCCGUCACAUUGCUAUUGAGCAGCUGCUGAAGAACUACUCCAAGCUGCCAUGUCUACAGAUGGGACGAGCAGGAAUGAAAUCAAAUGUCCCCAUAUAAAGGGGGUACAACUUCUAUCCCCUUAUAGAGCUAACUUUCCCUAACAGCUUUGAUAACCAUUCAGUGCAGCUGCACAGAUAUUUAGAAGCUUUUGAGGAAACUUGGGCAGCUUUCUCUUUGCAUUCGUAAUCCAUGAGAAGUCUUAUUCCACUUUGGUUUUAACAAAAAAGGCAAAUAUUUUAGAUAUUAAAAUCUACUAUAAUAAGGUUUAUUCACACUUGGGGUUGGUUUUUUUGCCCAUAACUACGCAUGAGCCUUGAAGUUAAUUCUGUGUUUUGUUGAUAAUAAAGUUUUUUCUAACAAAGAAUGACCUGAAACCUGUAAACCUGCCUCCUUCAUACAGACGAAAAAUAAAAAUUUGAGUUUUGAUCAGGUCUGAUCAUGUUACAUCCAAGAGAGCUUUAAGGGGAGAACAGUAUUAAUGAAACUCAUGUUUUGUUAUUUAUUAUGAGCAAUAUUUUAUUAUUGAAAUUUUAUACUAAAUAAAUAUCACUAUUUUAGGUACUCUUCCAGAUCUCUUUAUAAAAUGUCUGAAUUACUCUGUGUAAUGUUUAUGCCUUGUGUAUGAUUGUUUAUCCUUUUUCAGGUCUGUAUCUUUCAUGAUACAAUUUUAAAAAAAAAAACUUGUUUCCCAAAGAGAUGAAUUUCACAUGUUAAAGAAAAAAAUGUGGUGGUGCAUCACUUAUUUUUAUCAGCUUUAUAACUGAAGAAUUUGUUUCAUGAGAUGUUUUA